AUGAGGAGGAACGCCCUGAAGAACCGUCAGCUGGGAAAGGGAUGGAAGCACCGGCGAUCUCCUAAACGACUCUUGAACAAACCGUCCGGACUCAAGCGCAGCGCUCUGCCGCUGUUAUCCGAAGUGACGCUACGAGAGCUGAAGGUCCGGGUCCGACGUCACACUGUGGACUUCCUGCUGAGCUGCAAGGACCCCAAAAGCAAAGAACGGGCCUUGCUUCUGCAACUCGAGGAGAUCACGUCCAAACGAAAGCCACAGAAGAAGCAAACUCGUGCGUCUGAGGUGCAUCUGAAGCCGUUCGGUCUGAGCUCCUCCGUCAUUCAAAGGAAGAGCGGGAGGCAGUUUCCAAACACGGGCAUUAAGAAUAAGUGUAUAAAAGUGGCAGACAGACGCGCUAUUCAUCUAAGAACUUCUUCAAGGACAAAAAGCAAAGACAGAAAGGUUGUUUCAGACAAAGGCAAGGCUCAUGAGCAAGAAAACAGCAGCUGCAACGCAACCAAACCCAAGGAGAGAGUGAAGCAACCGCUGGAAGGAGUCAAGAAGGAAAGUGCUCCCCUCACCUCUUCCCGUCCUCCAACUGAGAAUAUCAAAAUCCCAGAGAGGCCAGAGGUGGGCAGCGCUGGAAGAAAGCAACGGCACAAAAUGGAGAGACCUCGCAAGUGUGGGCCCGUGCCUGACCCUCCUCCCACCGUGGCCAGCCAAGCCAACACUUGUCUUAGUCACACACUCCAGCAAAUCGACAACAGUCUCUCCCGGCUGUCGGAAGGCCUGUGCUCGUCACAGACUUUGGAGAAAAUAAUUCCACAGCCGCAGCCGCCCUGCACGAGCGCUCCCAGUUCUGUCAUCCAACCUCCGUCGCAGUUUCCGCCGUUCACAACAGCAGACAACAUGCUCUCAGGCGAACCAAACUUCACCAACUGUUGUGAUGAUAUACUGGAUUUUCAAUGUCUCAAUUUUGAAGGUUACUACCAACCCCAAAACAUCCUCCCGUCGUCUCCAUCGGAUCUUUGUUCGUUGGAUCCCCCCACCGAUCCGUUUAGCAGCCCGCUCUCCCAUAGCCCCACAGAGGCGUGGAAUACCGAGACGCCAUAUUUGGGACCGCCGAGCCCAAACAAUAUUUUUAACAUCCAUGAAAAGACCUCUUCCGUGAUUCAAAGGGUGCUAAAGUUCCAAGGGGGCAACACUGCGCACGACUUGUACAGCAGCGCUCAGCCGAGAGAGACGCCCUCUUCCAGCUCUAAAGUCCACUUAAAGUCAAACACUAUGGACAAAAGCCAGCAACAUAAAGUUUCUACGAGCAGCCAUCAUAAAACGAGCAUGUCCCAAGUGUACGCGAACUCCAAAGACCUGUCUUCUCAUAGCUCUUCCAGUCGCUCCAGCUCCCAGUUUGCCAAACCCAGCACCUCCCUCCCAUUGCCCAAAAUGAAACUCCCAACAGAAAAACAAGACAGCUUCGAGGCUAACUUGUACAAAAACUUCUCCGCGUUACCAAGACCCUUUUUCUUCCCAAGCAAAAUGACAGAAAGCUACAUGAUGAAUCAACAAGAGAAAGCGAUGAAGCAGGAAAAGUCUGGCUUGGCAGGUUUGUCAGGUAUGGAUAAGCACCAGCUUGGAUUCGCUCAACAAGACCCCUUCGAUUUCAGCUUUGGUACAACCUUACCGUCGCCAAUGCCACAACACAGCAGCCCGCAAAUUAUUCAGAGCACUCCCCCUGGAACUCCGGUCUCUACAAGCAAAGGCCAGCCAGCGCUGUCGUUCCCGUACGGAUACCAAGCUCUGCCCAACAUCCUGAGCUUCACAGGAGACCAUUCGCUGACUUUAGGUCUCCGAGAUGGACCUGAAGGUUACCCAGGACUUAGUGGUGCGAACUACACCUACCACUGUCUCAUGGAGCCUUCAGGAACCCAAGGGCGGCUGGUUCUGGAGCCGUGUGGGCCGCAGCUCACCAACCCGGCCUCCUUCUCGUUGGGAGGGUUCGCCGGACUCAAGUCGCAGGAGGAUCAUUGCAGGAAGGACUUGCAGCAGCAGUGUCAACCCAACGAGCAGCAGCAAGCUCACGCCUCGCACUACGGGGCAGUCCCAGGGUCGCACUCCAUGGGCUCCAACAAACCCAAACGAGUCCGGCUAGUUGUUACCGAUGGCACCGUCGACCUGGACCUACAGUAUUCAGACUAA
This is a messenger RNA of Knipowitschia caucasica, 2175 nucleotides long. NCBI's taxonomy places the organism in Eukaryota, Metazoa, Chordata, Actinopteri, Gobiiformes, Gobiidae. The record is from the annotation of a GenBank genome assembly.